Fundulus heteroclitus (mummichog) is the source of this 3894-nucleotide messenger RNA. RefSeq names its product glutamine--fructose-6-phosphate aminotransferase [isomerizing] 1. NCBI's taxonomy places the organism in Eukaryota, Metazoa, Chordata, Actinopteri, Cyprinodontiformes, Fundulidae. Gene Ontology annotation, biological process: protein N-linked glycosylation; fructose 6-phosphate metabolic process; UDP-N-acetylglucosamine metabolic process. The coding region runs from base 106 to 2244 and encodes 712 amino acids. The transcript has 18 exons. The record is from RefSeq and is a predicted model, not a curated record. Gene Ontology annotation, molecular function: carbohydrate derivative binding; L-glutamine:D-fructose-6-phosphate transaminase (isomerizing) activity.
UUCCGGCUCUAUCUCAGGGAGGUCGGAAGGGGGCGAGGCUAACUGACAGGCGUCCCCAAGCUUCCCUAGACCCGAAUAGCCGUAACUCGCAACAGCGCUGCAGUCAUGUGUGGAAUAUUCGCUUAUCUUAACUACCACGUGCCAAGGACACGGCGGGACAUCCUUGAGAUCCUCCUCAAAGGUCUGAGACGCCUGGAAUACAGAGGCUACGACUCAGCGGGUGUGGGAAUCGAUGGAGGCAACAACAAGGACUGGGAGUCAAAUGCCAAGACUAUCCAGCUGAUCAAGCAACGUGGAAAAGUUAAGGCUCUCGAUGAGGAGAUUAACAAGCAGCAGGAUAUUGACCUGGAUGUGGAAUUCGAUGUUCACCUUGGCAUUGCUCACACCCGCUGGGCGACCCACGGCGUGCCCAGCCCAGUCAACAGUCACCCACAGAGAUCGGACAAGAACAACGAGUUCAUUGUAAUUCACAACGGGAUUAUUACCAACUACAAAGACCUGAGGAAGUUCCUGGAGAGCAAAGGCUAUGAGUUCGAGUCAGAGACCGAUACUGAGACUAUUGCCAAGCUGGUGAAGUACAUGUAUGACAAUAGGGAAAGUGACGACAUCAAUUUUGCCACGCUGGUGGAGCGAGUGACGCAGCAGCUGGAAGGAGCCUUUGCUCUGGUCUUCAAGAGCGUCCAUUACCCUGGAGAGGCAGUUGGCACAAGGAGAGGAAGUCCACUCCUGAUGGGAGUGCGCAGUGAUCACAAGCUGUCCGCUGAUCACAUCCCAGUGCUCUACCGCUCCUGUAAUUAUUUCUGCGUCUGUUCCUUGUCUGAUCAAUCACAGUUUUCUAUAAAAUAUUGGAACUUUAGCCCUCAUUGUUUUAUUUCUCCAGCUGGAAAAGACAAAAAGGGCUGCAGUGCCCUGCCCAGGACUGAUCAGGACACCUGCCUGUUCCCAGUGGACGAGAAAGCCGUGGAGUACUACUUUGCAUCUGACGCGAGUGCUGUAAUCGAGCACACCAACCGGGUGAUCUUCCUGGAGGAUGACGACGUGGCGGCUGUGAUGGAAGGCCGGCUGUCCAUCCACAGGAUAAAGCGCCGGGCAGGGGACUACCCGGCCCGCGCCAUCCAGACCCUGCAGAUGGAGCUGCAGCAGAUUAUGAAGGGCAACUUCAGCUCCUUCAUGCAGAAGGAGAUCUUUGAGCAGCCAGAGUCUGUGGUAAACACCAUGAGGGGCAGAAUCAACUUUGACGACAACACAGUAACUCUGGGUGGACUGAAGGACCACAUCAAAGAAAUCCAAAGAUGUCGGCGGCUUAUUCUGAUCGCUUGCGGCACCAGCUACCAUGCUGGGGUGGCUACCCGGCAGGUUCUGGAGGAGCUUACCGAGCUGCCGGUCAUGGUGGAGCUGGCCAGUGAUUUCUUGGACAGAAACACCCCCGUCUUCCGAGACGACGUCUGCUUUUUCAUCAGCCAGUCAGGGGAGACUGCUGACAGCCUCAUGGCUCUGCGCUACUCCAAGGAGAGAGGCGCUCUGACGGUCGGCAUCACCAACACCGUGGGCAGCUCCAUCUCCAGGGAGACGGACUGUGGCGUCCACAUCAACGCUGGGCCCGAGAUCGGAGUGGCCAGCACCAAGGCCUACACCAGCCAGUUUGUGGCUCUGAUCAUGUUCGCGCUGCUGAUGUGUGACGACAGAAUUUCCAUGCAGCCCAGACGCCGUGAAAUAAUCCAGGGCCUGAGAGUCCUUCCAGAUCUGAUUAAGGAGGUCCUCAGUUUGGAUGAUGAGAUCCAGAAGUUGGCCACAGAGCUGUACCAGCAGAAGAGCGUGCUGAUCAUGGGCAGAGGAUACCAUUAUGCAACGUGCUUGGAAGGAGCACUGAAAAUCAAGGAAAUCACCUACAUGCACUCAGAGGGUAUCCUGGCCGGAGAGCUGAAGCACGGUCCGCUGGCCCUGGUGGAUAAACUCAUGCCCGUUAUCAUGAUCAUCAUGAGGGACCACACCUACAUCAAAUGCCAGAACGCCCUGCAGCAGAUCGUUGCACGUCAAGGUCGCCCCAUAGUGAUCUGUGACAAAGAUGACAGCGAGACCAUGAAAAACUCUUGCCGCACCAUCAAAGUGCCUCACUGCGUGGACUGCCUGCAGGGCAUCCUGAGCGUCAUCCCUCUGCAGCUGCUGUCCUUCCACCUGGCUGUCCUCAGAGGAUACGACGUGGACUGUCCAAGAAACCUGGCCAAGUCUGUGACGGUAGAGUAGAUGGAGUCCGUCGCCUGAUGACAGAAGUCUGACAGGCACACAUUCAAACACUGACGUCAAGGGAGCAUCUGUAUGAAGAAGAGAAAACUGCGUCCUUUUUGGGUUUCCAAUGUUGUCGCUCUUUUUAAUGCAAUAUUUUAGGCGAGCCUUGUGAAUGUCUGUCGCAUUUUAUUUGUGUAUCACUGUGUUCGAUUCCUUAGAAACUUCUGGCUUCAUUGUCAAAUUACUUUUAGUGAUGAUUUGAGUGUGGUGGCAUCGUCGGGGCCGGCAUCUUUGUCACAUUAUGUUGUUUUACAUGAUAGCAGUCAACAGUGAGUAUAUGGUUACUUUUUUUGUUCAGCAAGUUGUGACCAAUCAGCACAUUUGUUGCUGAUUGGUCUCUGUGGGAGCUCAUCUUUAAGCUGUGGGCUGAAAGAAGUUCGGCUUUAAAGACCUUCCUGGCUCGUUUUCUCUUUUAGUGCAAUGAUUUGUAGGUUAGUUGGGAUAACUUUCCUUGGCAGCUAAUGAUUUAAAGCGUUUUACUCCUUGUCUGAAGUAAACCACAGACUUGAAUCAUUCCAAGCCGUAGGUCAUCUCUUCUUCAUAAUUGCAGCUCAGUUUUGUGUUAGUUUCCCAUCUUGGACUUUUUUUUUUUUCCUUCUUCUUCUUCCAAGGAUAAAGGAGUAGCAUCGCAUAUCAGAUCGUAGAAAAAUGCUCCUUGUGUAUGUUACAGAUCAGCAUUGUGUAACCGGAUGGGUAUAGUCAAAUUCUGAUUGGGAUUCUGUUGCCUCAAAGAGAUCUUGCUGCUUGUCUUGUGUUUAAUUACAGCUACAUUAACUGAAGUAAGUAGUUAAAUGUUUCUUAUCUGAAGCUGAAGCCCUCCUUCUGCCGCCAUGACAGUUGCCAUUGCAUUCUGGGACCAUUUGUUACUUGCGUUUCUUUUGUUUCCUAUGUUUUCCUUUUUAAGUGAGUUUAGUUUCAUUAUGCAGGGUACUUUAUUUUAAAAAGUGGAUGUUGCGGUUUUUCUAAAAUGUCAAACCAAAAAUCUGUGCAGCAGCUCUGACGAUUGCAAACCAAAACGCGUGCAUCUUGUGUUCAUCUACUGCUAUCGUAGCAAGCUCUAAUUUUGGCAGAUUUCGAUGUAUGAAGACUGUAAGGAGGACUGUUUACUGUGCACUGUCAUGGUUCUGUGUUUACUGAUAUAUAAAGUCAGAGGCGAUUUGUUUGUCUGUGAGCCUUGAUGCUUGUUUCCGUCAAAUGCUGGAGAAAGGACAACGUGCACGCAGUUCAGACGAGCAAUGGAAGUAGAACCGCACAUUUUUGGUUUGAAGAUAUUUAACACCUUUACGAUCAAGCCUUAAUGGGUCCUGAGCCAGAAAGGGGGGAUUGAAAAUAGAUAUUGUUACAGGUAAUUUUUAUUUUUUUUAAAUCCUCACUUAUCUUAUUGAUUUUUCUUUUUCGACUUGAUGAAGUGACCAGUGGGAUGUUGUUGGAGUUGAUGCAAUAAAGUGUCUGAAUUUGUUUGCUUUAAAGAUGCAAUGUAAUUUUCAUUCAUUACCUGAUGUACACUGACAAUAAACACAACUAGGUGAAGAAUGUGUUUGUCCUGCAGGAUCUCACAACCAUUAAGAUUUUUUUAAACACUCUGAAAUUAAAAACUACAAUGUCAAA